AUGCACUCUUGUGGUAAUACACAUUGGGCCCCCGUGGUCAUACAACGAUGCGAAUCACAGGAUGCGGCUCGUGCCGCCGCCGCGGACCUUGCGCAUGAUCCCAGCCGGAAGGCGCGCGACGCGAGCUUGAAGAACAUAGCCGUCCUCACCACCGCUGAGGAAACAGUGGCGCCCGUCGUGGACGAGGCGACUGCCAAAGCCGCCCGCAGUUAUCAGAUGAGCAUGGAUCGAGCCCGUGAUAACCUGCGCUACCAAGCCACAAAUCAGAAUCUUACAGACAAGGAUGAGAAGGAUUGCUGGCAGUUGGGUCACACCGCAGACGGCCAACCCUAUUACCUCAACCUGAAAACCUUUGAAACACGAACCACCAAGCCGGAGGGAUAUCGUGAUCCGGCCGUUGUUGAAAAGGAGCGAGCGAAAGCAGAGCGAGAAAAGGAGGCGCUCGCCCGCGCCGAAGCUGCCGCCACCACCUGGGAAGAGGUGGACCCAAUUCAGAAGCGCCUGCAGGCCAGAGCCGCGGCGCAACGUAAAAACGACGAGCCGGCCGAGGCACAUCCCUUUGAUAAGCUCUACCAAGACUCAACCCUUACUUUUGAAGCCAAGGCAACCCCUGAAUUUAAGCGCCCCAAGGUCAGCGCGGCCGGUGACGAUGGUGAUGGAGCCGCGCCCAUGCUUAAAAAGAAGAAAAAUCGGGACAAAGGCGCAGCUCGCCAACGACAUCGCAAAUCUGCUGCCGACUUGUAA
Messenger RNA from Monosiga brevicollis MX1, 744 nucleotides. RefSeq lists its product as uncharacterized. The transcript has 5 exons. Lineage: Eukaryota; Choanoflagellata; Craspedida; Salpingoecidae. The coding region runs from base 1 to 744 and encodes 247 amino acids. The record is from RefSeq and is a predicted model, not a curated record.